Entrophospora candida is the source of this 2715-nucleotide messenger RNA. The record is from the annotation of a GenBank genome assembly. Lineage: Eukaryota; Fungi; Glomeromycota; Glomeromycetes; Entrophosporales; Entrophosporaceae.
AUGGCGAGAAAAUAUCCUGCAAAAUUCAAAAACAAUAACCGUAAUUUCAGAAACAAUAACCACAAUUUCAGAAAUAAUAAUAAUAAAGUUGGAUUUAAUAAUCGAGCUGGUUUUAAUAACGGAGCUGGUUUUAAUAAUAAUGAAGCUGGUUUUAAUAACGGAGUCGGAUUAAGAAACGAUAACAACGUAUUGAAACGGUUGCGUAUUAAACUUAUGGAAUCACGGCAACCAGUUUAUGCUGGCCCGUUCAUCACCUAUCUUACGGAUAUCGAACCAUUCGCCGAGGUAGACGAGCAAAAUGAUGCUUUCUUAUAUUUGUGUGGCAUUCUUCAAAGGGUGGGUGAAUGUGUCAAUGAGAACAUGAUCGCACAAAAUAUGCAUAAUGAUUUCUGGACAACUUUACAAAAGAAGAUAACUUGUCAAAGUUGUAAGAGCGAGACUUUGUCGAUAGAAGGGGUUGCUACGAUCUCUACAGCAAUGAAAAAUUCAAUAGAAGAGUGUUUGGAAGAGUAUUGUGGAUCCGCCGCAUUACCUGGUUUCAAGUGUUCGUGCAACAAGUUCACUUGCAACCAAGAACUUACAAUAAAAGAAGAGCCAAAUACUCUUAUAAUACAAUUGAAAAGGUUCGGCUUCUCCAGCUCCACGAACCAAGGAUACAAGAUUUCAAAACGUGUGGAAUUUGGAGAGGUGCUAGACAUUUCGAAAUAUAUUUUGAGGGGUAAAAAUGUUCGUUAUAAUCUUAGCGCUGUCUUGGUUCAUGAAGGUGGUACCCUUCGUAAAGGACAUUAUUAUUCAUAUAUCAAAAAUAGAAACAAUGAAUGGUAUUUAUAUAAUGAUAGAUAUGUUCAACGAGUUUCAAUCAAUUCUGUACUCGAGUGUAAGCCCUACGUCCUAUUUUACACAAAAAUAACACCUACAUUUCCCGCAUCUGCACCAUCAUCAACGUCUAAAAUUAAUGAUAAACGUGAUAGAGACGAAAAGACUGACCUUUAUGAGUCUAACGAAAGGAUUGAAACCAAAUCACCAUCAUCAACGUCUAGCACUAACGAUAAACGUGAUAAAGACGAAAAGAUUGACCUUUAUGAGUCUAACGAGAUGACUAAAACCAAAUCACCAUCACCAACGUCUAAAAUUAACGAUAAACAUGAUAAAGACGAAAAGACCGACCUUUAUGAGUCUAACGAUAUUAUUAAAACCAAAUCACCAUCAUCAACGUCUAAAAUUAACGAUAAACGUGACAAAUAUGAAAAGACAACCCUUUAUGAUUCUAGCAAGAUGAUUAAAACCAAAUCACCAUCACCAACGUCUAAAAUUAACGAUAAACAUGAUAAAGACGAAAAGACUGACCUUUAUGAGUCUAACGAGAUUAUUAAAACCAAAUCACCAUCAUCAACGUUUAACAAUAACGGUAAACGUGAUAGAGACGAAAAGACUGCCCUUUAUGAUUCUAACAAGAUGAUUAAAACCAAAUCACCAUCAUCAACGUCUAAAAUUAACGAUAAACAUGAUAGAGACGAAAAAACUGACCUUUACGAGUCUAACGAGAUGAUUAAAACCAAAUCACCAUCAUCAGCGUCUAAAAUUAACGAUAAACGUUAUAAAUAUGAAAAGACAAACCUUUAUGAUUCUAGCGAGAUGAUUAAAACCAAAUCACCACCAUCAACGUCUAAAAUUAACGAUAAACGUGAUAGAGACGAAAAGACAGCCCUUUACGAUUCUAGCGAGAAUAUUAAAACCAAAUCACCAUCAUCAACGUCUAAAAUCAACGAUAAACGUUAUAAAUAUGAAAAGACUGACCUUUAUGAUUCUAACGAGAUGAUUAAAACCAAAUCACCAUCACCAACGUCUAAAAUUAACGAUAAACGUGAUAAAGACGAAAAAACUGACCUUUACGAGCCUAACGAGAUGACUAAAACCAAAUCACCAUCAUUAACGUCUAAAAUUAACGAUAAACGUGACAAAUAUGAAAAGACAAUCCUUUAUGAUUCUAACGAGAUGAUUAAAACCAAACCACCAUCAUCAGCGUCUAAAAUUAACGAUAAACGUGAUAAAUAUGAAAAGACAAACCUUUAUGAUUCUAACAAGAUGAUUAAAACCAAAUCACCAUCAUCAACGUCUAAAAUUAACGACAAGCGUGAUAGAAACGAAAAGACAAAUUUUUACGAGUCUAACGAGAGGAUUAACGAUAAACGUGAUAAAUAUGAAAAGACAAAUUUUUACGAGUCUAACAAGAGGAUUAAAACCAAAUCACCCUCAUCAACGUUUAACAAUAACGGUAAACGUGAUAGAGACGAAAAGACUGCCCUUUAUGAGUCUAACAAGAGGAUUCAAACCAAAUCACCAUCAUCAACGUCUAACAAUUAUGAUAAACGUGAUAGAGACGAAAAGACUGACCUUUAUGAGUCUAACGAGAGGAUUAAAACCAAAUCACCACCAUCAACGUCUAAAAUUAACGAUAAACGUGAUAAAUAUGAAAAGACAAACUUUUAUGAGUCUAGCAAGAGAAUUAAAAUCAAAUCAACGUUUAACAAUAACGGUAAACGUGAUAGAGACGAAAAGACUGACCUUUAUGAGUUUAACAAGAGGAUUAAAACCAAAUCACCAUCAUCAACGUCUAACAAUUAUGAUAAACGUGAUAGAUAUGCAAAGACAAAUUUUUACGAAUCUAAUGAGAAGAUUAAAACCAAAUCACCAUCAUCGAUGUCUAAACGAUAA